GCAAUCAAAGGCCCAGGAUUUCUAUGGGUAACAUCGCGAAUCUCGAAAUCCGCAGCGGAUAUCCUCGACGAAAGCACGUAUUUCAAAUGGUACGAUGAAGACCACAUCGCCGAAAUCAUCGCAACAUCCAGCAUCAAGAGCGGCUUCCGCUACGUCAACGUGGAGAAGGAAUCGCAUCACGGAUCGCCGAGGGCGCCAAUGCCGUUCCUGGCUUUCUACCCCAUGGAUGACCUGGCGUUCAUGCAGGGGCCAGAGUUUAAGAAUAUCAGGGUCAAGAGCGAUAUCUUGCCUGGGUCGGGGAUCAUCUAUGACUUCGCGGACGUUGAUGUGCGGUACUUGGGUUUGGUGGGACAGAGCGGAAAGAAGCAAGGCAAAGCUGCGCAAUACUUGAUCGUAUCAGCAAUAGAACCAGCCACUGGCACGUCGGAUGAAGAUGUUGAUGCGUUCUUCGAUCAGCAAAUCAACACGGUCUCCAAAACACCCAAUUAUGUCCGCACCUUACGGCUAAAGCUUCUCUAUGCAAGGACAAAUGCGCAGUCUCGAGCUCUGAAAGGCCUACCGACGACAGAUGAGCCCGCGCCGGAGCCUCCGACAUGGCAGGUCGUCCACGAAUUCUCUGCCGAGCCCUCGGCUGAAGCGAAACGGAGCAUCCAAGACGAUAGGAGUCCGAUAUUGAAGACCGCGAAACAGAUCGAAUUACAUGUAUACAAGCUCACCAAGGCUCAC
Molecule: messenger RNA, 726 nt
Organism: Aaosphaeria arxii CBS 175.79
Lineage: Eukaryota; Fungi; Ascomycota; Dothideomycetes; Pleosporales
Exons: 3
Source: RefSeq, a predicted model, not a curated record